CAGGGCUGAUGCAAACGAGGCUGCUGUCAUUCUUCUUCCAUCAAAUAUUAUCGUUUUCACCCUUGACUUUUCAGGCUCUGGACUUUCUGGUGGUGAUUAUGUCAGCCUUGGCUGGCAUGAGAAGGAUGACCUUAAAACAGUGGUCUCUUUUCUCCGAGAUAACAAACAAAUUUCCUGCAUAGGGUUGUGGGGAAGAUCCAUGGGUGCUGUUACAAGCUUAUUAUAUGGAGCAGAGGAUCCGUCAAUUGCUGGCAUGGUGUUGGAUAGUGCUUUCUCAAACUUGUAUAAUCUCAUGAUGGAGCUCGUUGACGUUUACAAAAUCAGGCUUCCUAAAUUUACGUACGCACCAAAGACCUUUAUUCCAGCAUUAUUUGGACAUGCUUCAGAGGACAUAUUUAUUCAGCCGCAUCACACUGACCUCAUUUACCAGUCGUAUGCAGGUGAUAGGAACAUAAUCAAAUUUGAUGGUGAUCACAACUCUCCGAGGCCACAAUUUUACUACGAUUCCGUUUCAAUUUUUUUCUACAAUGUUCUUCAUCCCCCUCAGAUUCCUGCUGAGUUUUCAAGUAAACUAGAAAAGUACUAUGAUUUGGGAGAUCUACCAGUUGAAGCCAAUUCGGAUGAGAAUGUAUUAUAUCAGAUCCUCUCUGGGCUUCGUGCUGCUGGAAAUGAAUCAGCAAGCUCUUCAUCUGCAGCACCUGCUCUUCCAAAAGGUCCACAUUCAAAAUCUGUAGUCGAACUGCUUUCUGAAAGUGUAUCCCAGAUUUCUAUGAUUGAUGACGACGUCGAUUUUCUUCUUGAGCAUAGUACUGUUGCUGAGAUAGACGGUAAUAAUGCAUAUGAAACUCAUUUACAGGAUAAACAAAAUGGGCUGGAUGAGGAAUCUCACACGUGCUCAAGCUCCAACAGGGAAAGCCUUGGUAGAUGCUCUUCUCUAGGUUUAGUUAGUGUAGGUUCAUCCUCUGGUGAAUGUACUGAAAAUCCCAGCCGCAGACAUCAGAUUAUGCUGAAAGCACUUGCUACACCUCUCAGAAAAAUCCAUCGCAAAUCACCCAAACCAAAGGAGAAGAAGAACAAGAAUGAUGCGCCGGGAUUGAAAAAAUCGAAGCGCUGGGGUAAAUUAGACAGGGCCGAGGCAUUAUUUCGUCAACGCUUGCGCCUCUGUCUUCUUGGACGGUUCAAUCACAAGCGCAAUCAUUCUACUUGACAGUGUAGAAAAAAGUGAAAAAAUUACAUAAUUUGAUUGAAAUCAGUACUUGUUUCCUUUUUGAGGCCUUACAAAUAUGCAACUCAUUCAGCUGAGGGAUUACUAACCCAAACGAGGUUGAUCUGAUCUUUCUGAGUUUUCUUGUAGCAGAUAAAGUUUCUUUGAAGCAUUAUGGGUUGAGAUGAGUUUCAGUUGGCCUCUUUAGGGAAGACAUUUGAACUUUGAAGACUGUAAGGCAUUUGUUAUUGUUAAGACCUUUCUUUUAUGUUGAUCUUAUUGGUAUGUUGGUGUCUUUAGUUCUUAUUAAUUUGCUGUCUAGAUUUUGGUAUUGCAGUAUACCAGGCAGUCUAAUUGCAGGAACAUCAGGUGAAAAUGUAAUUUGUAAUUUUUUUUUUUUUUGCAAAUAUAUCUUCUUUGUAAUGUACUGUUAGAGAAUUUUAUUAUGUCAUUUGCUUUUAUGGAAGUUGAAUUUUUCAAUUGA
Molecule: messenger RNA, 1688 nt
Organism: Dendrobium catenatum
Lineage: Eukaryota; Viridiplantae; Streptophyta; Magnoliopsida; Asparagales; Orchidaceae
Exons: 10
Coding region: 200-1207 (335 amino acids)
Source: RefSeq, a predicted model, not a curated record